Messenger RNA from Sinocyclocheilus rhinocerous, 729 nucleotides. Its product is annotated as cytochrome b-c1 complex subunit 6, mitochondrial-like. NCBI's taxonomy places the organism in Eukaryota, Metazoa, Chordata, Actinopteri, Cypriniformes, Cyprinidae. Gene Ontology annotation, biological process: mitochondrial electron transport, ubiquinol to cytochrome c. The record is from RefSeq and is a predicted model, not a curated record. The coding region runs from base 121 to 468 and encodes 115 amino acids. Gene Ontology annotation, cellular component: respiratory chain complex III. The transcript is spliced from 4 exons.
AGGUGGACCGUCUCUCUUUGCACGAAAGCACUUACAACUUCCGGAAAGGGUCACGCUGUCCUCCAUCGGCGCAUAUCACGGUCCGCAGAGGGUCACAUCAGGGAAAACUCAGCUGAAAUCAUGGUUUUCGAAGAUAAAAUGAUCACGAAUGGAGAGCCAGAGGAGGAGGAAGAAGAAGAGGAGGAGGACAUGGUGGACCCAUUAGAGACGGUGCGGGAGAAGUGUGAGCAGACGGAGCAUUGCGUUCACACUCGUGAGCGGCUCGAGGCGUGCGAGACACGGGGCGGCGUGCGUGAGAAGUGCGAGCAGACGGAGCAUUGCGUUCACACUCGUGAGCGUCUCGAGGCGUGCGAGACACGGGUCGGCUCGCGCUCAGAGACAACAGAAGACUGUACGGAGGAGCUCUUUGACUUCCUGCACGCUCGUGACCACUGUGUGGCCCACAAGGUUUUCCAGUCAGUCAAAUAAACGGAGCAUCUCAGCGCUCGGUUAUAUAUAUAUAUAUAUAUAAGAUGUGAUUUCUGUCCCAGAUUCAACAACUCACCGUAACCCAUAGGUUCUUCAAAUCAUCUAUUUUGCUGAAUUGUGACAGAAGUGUUAAUAACUGUGCUCUGUUUUCAUCUCUCAUGUGUCCUCUGUUGUUGAGAUCAGUAAAGAGGUGAUGUUGACACAGAAUUUGGGUUUAUUGCUAAUGUCAAAUAACAAAAAACAAUAAAGAAGAAAAGACAA